Messenger RNA from Colletotrichum abscissum, 639 nucleotides. RefSeq lists its product as uncharacterized. The transcript has a single exon. NCBI's taxonomy places the organism in Eukaryota, Fungi, Ascomycota, Sordariomycetes, Glomerellales, Glomerellaceae. The annotation marks the transcript as partial. The record is from RefSeq and is a predicted model, not a curated record.
GCCAACAGGCAGUACGACGAAGCACCUCAACGAGGCCGACCGCCAGCGGAUUCGUACGCUAUAUACCGACGCAAAAUUCACACAGGCUCAAAUAGUCAAAUUAACCGGAUUUACAAAAGACCAGGUCCGUACGGCCGUGAGGGCCUCGUCGGCAGCAAUUGCGCCGCGUUCCAGCCGCCCGCGGGUCAUGACUUCACAACAAGAGGAAGCCCUCGUCAAGUACGUUACUUCCUCCAAAGACGGCCGCCGGGCCUCCUUUUUACUACUUUCAACUACACUCUUUUCCUCCCAAUUCAGUACUUACGCAAUACGGGCAGCCCUACGUCGGCUCAGGUUCUACCGUCGCGUCGCCCACCGCAAGCCCCCCAUAUCCGAGGCCAACCAAAUCAAGCGUCUCGCCUAGGCCCAAGAGCACCUCCACUAGACCGUCGAAGACUGGCGGAAGGUCCUAUGGACAGACGAGACAUGGGUCACGGGCAGUCACCACCGCAAGCUCUAUGUCACCCGCCGCCACGGCGAGGAAUAGGACCCAACGUGUGUUAUCGAGAGGCAUCAACGCAAGCGGGGUUAGAUAUUCUGGGGAUGUUUCUCCGGGGAUCGGAAGGGACCAGGCAUCUUCUGGGAGAAGGAUUAGGGUAG